GUUCAUAAAGUCAUCGACGAAACUCGUAUCGGUCAUUUCUCCUCUCUCCCACUCCCUCCUUCCCAUUUCCAAACCCAAAACCGCUAAAAUGGCGCCCCCAGAUAUCACCGUCACUAACCUCACAUACACCUUCCCGGACUACCGGACCGGCAUCCGGAACAUAUCCCUCAGCGUGCCACCGCGCAGCCGCACGCUUCUAAUCGGCGCCAACGGUGCCGGAAAAACAACUCUACUCCGCCUGUUAGCGGGCAAGCGGCUUGCGCCGGGAAACAGCAUCAGCGUGUCGGGCGUAGACCCGUUCAAAGAGGGGCUGGAAGGCGUGACGUACCUAGGGCUAGAGUGGGUACUGAACCCGAUCGUGCGGACGGACAUCGGCGUCGCGGAGCUGCUGCGGUCUGUCGGCGGGGACGCGUACCCGGAAAGGCGGGACGAGCUGCUGGGGGUGCUGGACAUCGACAUCGCGUGGCGCAUGCACGCCGUCAGCGACGGCGAGCGGAGGCGCGUGCAGCUCGCCAUGGGGCUUGUACGCCCGUGGACUGUGCUCCUGCUCGAUGAGAUAACCGUAGAUUUAGACGUGUUAAGCCGUGCCGAGUUUCUUGGCUGGCUGAAGCACGAGACGGAGAUUCGGGAGUGCACUAUUGUCUACGCGACUCAUAUACUGGAUAACCUCGCCGGAUGGCCGACUCAUCUUGUGCAUAUGCAUUUAGGCACGGUGCGGGAAUGGGGACCCACGGAGCAGUUUUUGGGCGAGGCGGAGGGGAAGAAUACGGGGAAUAGUCGACUAGGAGAGUUGGUUUUGGGGUGGUUGAGGGUGGAUUUGAAGGAUCGGGGGCCGAGGAAUCAGCAGAAGAUGGGGACGGAGGGGUUGACGUAUUCGCAGGGUGGUCUUGGGGGUUACGGGCUCGAGAGUAGCGAGUCGAAACAGAAGAUUGGGUUUGGUGGGAGUUCUUAAGGCGGAUUCGAGCGAUGGUUGUGUUUUGGUGUAGUCGGAUGCGUUAGGGGGUAGGCAGGUAUGCGUGGUUGGAUAUGCACUUAACUUGCAUGGUAUGGCGCCCUUUCAACAUUGGGAUGGGGUGAUGACAGAUGGGAAUGUUUAGCGGAAAGGGGGGCGUUUUGGAACGAAACGAAAUGAAUGAACGAGCAUUAAGGAUGGAAACGCUCGAAAUUGAUUUUGGGCGGCUAUUCGUUAUUUAAAAGAUACCCUUUCAACAGGAUAGCAUUUCUAGGGACUGGACAGAGUCAGACAAAGCAUUAUAUUCGCAUGAUUAUCUACGUA
Molecule: messenger RNA, 1276 nt
Organism: Annulohypoxylon maeteangense
Lineage: Eukaryota; Fungi; Ascomycota; Sordariomycetes; Xylariales; Hypoxylaceae
Product: CCR4-Not complex subunit Caf16
Exons: 1
Coding region: 89-952 (287 amino acids)
Molecular function (GO): ATP hydrolysis activity; ATP binding
Source: RefSeq, a predicted model, not a curated record